This is a messenger RNA of Oncorhynchus tshawytscha (Chinook salmon), 1412 nucleotides long. Its product is annotated as adhesion G-protein coupled receptor G7-like. The transcript is spliced from 8 exons. Bases 75 to 1304 code for a protein of 409 amino acids. Lineage: Eukaryota; Metazoa; Chordata; Actinopteri; Salmoniformes; Salmonidae. Gene Ontology annotation, molecular function: G protein-coupled receptor activity. Gene Ontology annotation, biological process: G protein-coupled receptor signaling pathway; cell surface receptor signaling pathway. Gene Ontology annotation, cellular component: membrane. The record is from RefSeq and is a predicted model, not a curated record.
UCAGAGCUUCUUUAGGCACCAGCAGGAGGGUCAUCUCUGCUAACCUGGGACAAGUGUCUGGGUUACAUGUUGAGAUGCUCUUCAAGCCCACAACUGUCCCCAACGCCUCCCUCUAUGACUUUGCCUGCGUGUGGUGGAACUACACGUUGAAAGACUGGAGCACCUUUGGCUGCUCCAAAGUCAACCACUCAGAAGACGGCCUGCGUUGUUUCUGUAAUCACACCACUAACUUUGCUGUGCUGAUGUCGUACAGGAAGGAUUUUAAAUACGCUGAAGCGCUAAACUGGAUCACCAUAUUGGGAUGCUCCAUGUCCAUCAUAGGGUUGAGUUUAACAAUAACAUUCCAGAUCGCAACCAGGAAAUCACGCAAAACCAACCCAACAGUUCUCUUAGUGAGCGUCUGCAUGUGUCUCCUGAUCUUCACCCUCCUCUUCAUGUUGGGAGUGGACAACCCUCAUAAACAGCUGGACAAACCUGAAAUACAGGAGGACAACGUUCUCCCCCCGUCCGACAAACACACAGAGCAGGACAGGGGGCCCUGUACUGCAGUGGCAGUCCUGCUGCAGUACUUCCUGUUGGGGACAUUCACCUGGAACACGCUGUACGCCACACAUGUCUUCCUGAUGAUCAGAAACAGCCUGGCCACCAGCCCGUCACACUUCACAGCCUAUACCAUGGCCAUCGGAUGGGGACUGCCUGCGGUUGUGGUGGCCGUCACCUUAGGAAUUAGUUACAGAGUGGAUGAUCCACUGGGUUACAGGCAGGAGGAAUUUUGCUGGCUUGCAGCCCUCGAUCCAAAGGGGAACUUUGAUUUCAAGCUGCCAAUGUUUUGGGGGUUCCUGAUACCUGUGGCGUUCAUGCUUAUCUUCAACACAGUGAUGUUGGUAUAUUUUGCAGUUACAACAGGCAAGACCAACCCACAUUUAACCAGUACAAGACACACAUCGAUGAAGAAGAAGUUCCUCAGUAGCUUCUCUCUGGCUGUGGUGCUCGGUCUCUCCUGGAUCCUGGGCUAUCUGUUGCUCAUUCCACAGAACCAGACCAUGUACACCAUACUCAACAUCUCCUUCUGUGUACUCACCACCACUCAGGGCUUGCAGAUUUUCAUUUUGUUCACAGCGAGAACAGCAAUUUUCAAAAAAAAAAUGUCAAGUGCUUUGAAAUCUGUCUCUAGUGUUGGGAUCCCUCUUCACACUAGGAAGUUCAGUCUAUGGCGAGAUGAGCACAGUGAUAAAGUGGAAUCAUACACACAUCUGGACACUGAUCUGUCAUUUCCACCUUGGUCCUCACAGACAUCUAGCUGAUGGGCUGUAAGUUCAACCUCUGUUGUAAAAUAUCUCAUAUACCUCCACUAUUUUCCUAUACACACAACAUUUUGUAUCAACGUAUAUUCACUGCGAAUUCCCUCAGAA